GUCACUACAAUAAUAAACAAAAUGUAAACAAACACACUUUUCAUCCGUGAUGCUUUCGCAAGAAGAUGUUAAUUUUAUUGAAAACUCCCUUUCUUAUGAAGAUAAAGUAUCACUGAUUUUUCUUCUCUACGGACACCGGAACCCACAGUAUGCGCUACAAAUUCUUACCGUGGCCGGAAGAGCUUCGGCUUCCGAGGAAACAAACUUCCUGGUGGACUGGAUGAAUUAUGUACAUCAGUCUAGUGAUUGGGAGGAAGAGUUACUAGAAGUGCUUACUAUCAUGGAACAGAACCUUCUGCUUCUUCGUGCUGGAUACGAUGACGAAGAGCUUCGGUUGAAAUUUUUCCCACGUACGGCCGAAAUCGCUUUCUUUGUUCACCCGAUGCCGAAGGGAUUGUAUCACUUUUGUGAGCGGCUUCAAGAUAAGGAUGCGUCCAACUUGAUAAACCAAUUGCAACGAUCCGCGGGUAUACCUUUACAGCAAAAUCAAUAUAUGGAAAUUGCUCUGCUUCAUCUGAUUUGCAACGAAAAUAUUCAGCUGGGAAUGAAGCAAGCGGGUCAGGAAAGUAAUCUUUUGCUGUUAACCGCUGCAUGUAAAGCGGCAGAGUUGUACGACGAAAACGAUUUUCUGAAGAGUAUCGUAUCGCAUUUUAAUCGUCAUAUUUGUAAACGGAGUCAGGAACAAUCUGACGCAAGCAUAAAGAAGAUUCCCAACACUGCUGACGUGUCCGGUAGACACAGUCCAUCCGUGUCUGUAAUAAGAAAGGUUCAAACGACAGAGUCCCCUUUGGAAUCUUACCCGUUCCAUCCCGAACGAGCAGGCAUCGUUUUGCUGAUAAACCAAUUCAGCUUCUACCGCGAAACAAACCCGGAGCUUAUCGAACUGCUACCUGCCAGACCAUUGAAAGAUCGCAAGGGCACUGAGGUAGACAAAAAUGCGUUGAUAAACCUCUUCACCGAAUUCGGGUACGCACUGGUAUUGGAGGAAAACAACACACAUCACCAAAUAUUGCAAGCGGUGCAGCAUGCAGUUCAACGCAUAAAGCCGAUGCACUAUUCGUUGAUUGUGUGUCUGCUUUCCCAUGGCCAGGAAGGCAAGGUGUUCGGUUCGAAUAGCAUACCCGUGGAAGUGAAAGCUAUCCAGCAACUGAUGGCUCAUGAACGACUUACUGGGAAACCGAAAUUAUUGAUCGUGCAGGCUUGUCAGGGAGCGGAUGUGCAAUCCGCCGUCCCUAUACCGAACCACGAGCACGAUGGAUUGGCAGGCGAGGAAAGGACGGCAUCAGUGUUUAUGGAUUUUCUAGUCGCUUGGUCCACUGUGCCAGGAUUUGCGUCGAUACGACACAUCGAAAAAGGUUCCUGGUUUAUUCAGGAACUUUGCACCAAACUGCGUCAGUUAUAUGAAAGUGAACAUAUCAUGGAUAUACUAACAGCUGUGAUAAACGAUGUAGCGAGCAAACGAGGAUAUGGGAACGAAUGUAUGGUGCCGAUUGUGCAGAGUACUUUAAGCAAAAAAUUUUAUUUUCAUCGAAGAGUUUAAACACAGACGAAUUAUAAGGAUAAAAAAAUUUACAAUAUGGUGAAGUGAAUAAGUGUCCUUAAAUGCUAAGAGCAAUUUUAUCAUUCCUUUUGGAUAAUGUAUUUGAUUUUAUCUAAAUAAUAAUAAAAUUAUAACAAAAAU
This is a messenger RNA of Anopheles funestus (African malaria mosquito), 1681 nucleotides long. RefSeq names its product caspase-8. Gene Ontology annotation, molecular function: cysteine-type endopeptidase activity. The transcript is spliced from 3 exons. Gene Ontology annotation, biological process: proteolysis. The record is from RefSeq and is a predicted model, not a curated record. Lineage: Eukaryota; Metazoa; Arthropoda; Insecta; Diptera; Culicidae. The coding region runs from base 50 to 1540 and encodes 496 amino acids.